Molecule: messenger RNA, 1008 nt
Organism: Mya arenaria
Lineage: Eukaryota; Metazoa; Mollusca; Bivalvia; Myida; Myidae
Product: aerolysin-like protein
Exons: 1
Coding region: 1-1008 (335 amino acids)
Source: RefSeq, a predicted model, not a curated record
AUGCCGUUUGUUUUUCCAGACAGCACUAUUAGUAAAGAUUAUUUUACGGACAACAAUGCUUCCGGCGGUGAAGGUGGUGCUCAGUUUGACUUUGUUAAAUUAGACAAAGGAGCUGUAUUGACAAAAAUAAAAGCUUGGAAAGAUGAUUGGCUUAUUUCGGGCGUUGAGGUUUGGAUGAGUGACGGGAGCAGCAAGUUAGUAGGCAAGCGCGGGGGAACGCCCGGUGAAUUCACUUUCCGAGCUGGGGAACUGAUAACGAAGCUAAAUGUCCAAGCCAGUGGUCCAUAUUCUUCAGUGUUACAGCGUCGGCGACUUGGUGCGAUUUGGAUAGAGACUGACAAACAAAGAUCAUGGGGAAUAUUUUCUCGCAAUCUAACAGAAGACGGUCGUUAUUGGCCAGACGUCGGUUCCGGUAUCUGCUGUGGAAUAUUUGGAGGAGCAGGCGAUGCUAUUGACCGUUUGGGGUUUGCAAUGCUUCAACCAAUUUCGCGAGGGACUUUGAUGAACGUGAAAUAUCCUAAGCUGGAUAUGGAGAUUGUUGCAAGUACGCCGACAACGGUUGCCCACCAGGUGUUUAGCAACGGCACAGAUCGUGAGCAGACUUUCGAGCUGAGUGGGUCAAGGAGCGUGACAAUAACGAGAGAAUGGAGCAUGACCGCGACACUUUCUAUGACCAUUAGCGUAGAAGUGACCGCCGGAAUACCUGAAGUUGCUUCAGCCAAGGAGGGAUUCAGCUGGACCGUGUCAUCAUCCGCCACCCACUCAGUGUCAACAUCCCAUACGGAAACAAAGUCUUGGAAGUGGCCGCUGGUAUGCCCACCACAUACGAAAAUUCUUGGGGAGGCAACGAUGUACGCAGACGACAUUGACACCGAGUACGAGGCCGAGAUGGAGCUUAAAUUGAAAAAUGGAAAAACCUAUCGCUACCAUGUGAACGGCGUUUACAACGGCCUGAAUGCCAGAUCCGGCAACGUCACCGUUCAAAACUUGGGACCAUAUACACAAUAG